AUGACUUCUCAGGCUUUAACGUCACCAACUCUCCAGGAUCAAGAAUUCCCCGAUAAUUCAAUUCUUAAUGAUUCCGUGCUCUGGUUUGGAGAUCAUGAAGUUUCAACAACCCCAAGGCCUUUCAACAUAGACGGAGAACAUAGUCAGCAAAUUUGCAAUGAAUUUGAUUCGAUAUUAUGCAGUCCUGGUUCGUGCUUUGAAAGUAUAUUACCAGAUAAUCUUACCCAAGAUAAUAACAGUGUCUAUGAAAGUGCACUGAGGAAGGAACUUGAAACUUUGAGGAAGACAAAUGAGACAUUUAGCAAGAUCAAUAACAAUAUGGAUCAAGCGAACGAGAAUUUGCAACAAUUUUCAAAUACUGUUGACCAAACCGAUCAACUACUGGACAUAUGGAUAAACAUAUUGUCGCAAAGUAUAAGCACACAACAAAUACUUUCAGAUCCGUUAUGGCAGGGCUCCACUGCGGAAAAAAUACAUAUACUAGAACAAGUAAGAGAAAGGGAAAGAUUGGAACAAUUAGCAAGGUUACAGCAAGAACAAUUGGAAAGAGAACGAUUAGAGCGCGAAAGGAUAGAAUCCAAAAAAAAAGAGAUCGAAGCUCGAGAAGUUUCUUCAGAGCUACCCAGAAAAGGCGGAAUGACAUUGAUGAAAGGAAAGAAAAGUAAAUCAUUCAAUAAUUAG
Molecule: messenger RNA, 681 nt
Organism: Acaulospora morrowiae
Lineage: Eukaryota; Fungi; Glomeromycota; Glomeromycetes; Diversisporales; Acaulosporaceae
Source: the annotation of a GenBank genome assembly